Messenger RNA from Sparassis crispa, 285 nucleotides. RefSeq lists its product as hypothetical. Lineage: Eukaryota; Fungi; Basidiomycota; Agaricomycetes; Polyporales; Sparassidaceae. The record is from RefSeq and is a predicted model, not a curated record. The coding region runs from base 1 to 285 and encodes 94 amino acids. The transcript has 2 exons.
AUGCAAAUGUUCGGCAGCAUGUUUGUUUUCGGAGGUCGAAGGGCACCCCCAGCCUCCUUGUCGUUGCACCGGCUACCGCAGUGCGACGAUGCCACUCCGGCCCUGCACUCCCACACUCUCCUCGCACCUUGGUCCCCCAUCUUCCUCCGCCCUCCUCAUUCACAUGGGGAGCCGACACGCGGACAGCCAGGUGACACUGCAUGGCUGCGCAAGGUCAACGACCUCGCACUCCCCUCGCCCUUCGCCCCUCCAUCCUCCAGCCUUCUCAUUCACGUGAGGAGCUGA